This is a messenger RNA of Brassica oleracea var. oleracea, 1331 nucleotides long. Its product is annotated as thermospermine synthase ACAULIS5. Bases 93 to 1112 code for a protein of 339 amino acids. The transcript has 8 exons. Gene Ontology annotation, biological process: polyamine biosynthetic process. Gene Ontology annotation, molecular function: thermospermine synthase activity. The record is from RefSeq and is a predicted model, not a curated record. NCBI's taxonomy places the organism in Eukaryota, Viridiplantae, Streptophyta, Magnoliopsida, Brassicales, Brassicaceae.
CUCUAUGACCAUAUCUCACCACGAAUCAUUAUCACUCCUUCUCUCUUUUAUUCCCUCUAUAUCUAUCUCUCUGUUUUCUUUACUUGUUGGAUAUGGGAGAAGCCGUAGAGAUCAUGUUUGGAAAUGGGUUCCCGGAGAUUCACAAAGACACCUCACCCAUUCAAACCCUCCUCUCUAACCAGCAGGACUGCCACUGGUACGAAGAAACCAUCGAUGAUGAUCUCAAGUGGUCUUUUGCUCUCAACAGUGUACUCCAUACAGGAACUAGUGAGUACCAAGAAAUUGCUCUUCUGGACACCAAACAUUUCGGCAAGGUGCUUGUGAUUGACGGGAAAAUGCAAAGUGCAGAGAGAGAUGAGUUUAUCUACCAUGAAUGUUUGAUCCACCCUGCCCUCCUUUUCCACCCCAACCCCAAGACAGUGUUCAUAAUGGGAGGAGGUGAAGGCUCUGCUGCAAGAGAAAUACUAAAACACAAGACGAUCGAGAAAGUGGUCAUGUGUGAUAUUGAUCAGGAAGUUGUUGAUUUUUGUAGGAGAUUUCUGACCGUUAAUAGUGAAGCUUUUUGUAGCAAGAAGCUUGAACUUGUAAUCAAAGAUGCAAAGGCUGAACUGGAGAAGAGGGAAGAGAAGUUUGAUAUCAUAGUGGGAGAUUUAGCAGACCCAGUAGAAGGUGGACCUUGUUACCAGCUCUACACCAAAUCCUUCUACCAAAACAUCCUCAAACCCAAGCUUACCCCUAAUGGCAUUUUUGUGACUCAGGCUGGACCAGCAGGAAUAUUCACUCAUAAAGAAGUCUUUACAUCAAUCUACAACACCAUGAAGCAAGUCUUCAAACACGUGAAGGCUUACACAGCACAUGUACCGUCAUUUGCCGACACUUGGGGAUGGGUGAUGGCAUCAGACCAAGAGUUUGAGGUCCAAGUGAAUGAAAUAGAUCAAAGAAUCGAAGAGAGAGUGAAAGGAGAGUUGAUGUAUCUAAACGCUCCUUCGUUCCUCUCUGCUGCUACUCUCAACAAAACCAUCUCUCUCGCGCUGGAGAAGGAGACGGAAGUUUAUAGCGAAGAGAACGCAAGAUUCAUUCAUGGUCAUGGUGUGGCGUACCGGCAUACCUGAAGAAGAACCGGUUUCAAUUUCAAGAUUAAUACCAUGCCCAUGUUCACACACACCAAAAAAAAAAACCGGUUUUGUUUCUCCGCGCAUAACCGGGCGUAUGUUGUCUUGAUUAAUUUAGUUGGGGGUGUCUCUUUUUCUACUUUGCUUGUUCCUCAAGUUAUUUCGGUUUUGCUUACUAAGAAAAACCCCUUCGUCAUCAUCAAUAUCUUCACUUUGGUA